This is a messenger RNA of Zea mays, 1710 nucleotides long. The record is from RefSeq and is a predicted model, not a curated record. Lineage: Eukaryota; Viridiplantae; Streptophyta; Magnoliopsida; Poales; Poaceae.
GCGAGAGCAAGAGGACAGAGGAGUGAGAAGCGCAAGUACAAAAAGCAAAAGGGCGAUGAAAUUUCCAUGCUCCAAUGAUUGUGCAGUCACCAACAGCUCAGGAUUUCAUUCUACACCAAUCAAUCAAGAUUAAGAAAGGAUUUUUAAGAGGUGGGCUGUUAUAUGUCUCUGGGACGAUGAUGGCUCUACUGACUAACCAGAUGCAGUGUUUAUCAAGUCAGAUGUAAUUUUUCAAUGACGGUGUCAGAAAAGGACAUUGCUUUGCACUAACAAAUAUCAUUACGGCAAUAAUGAAAUGGGAGCCUUGCAGCUUGCGCCACCAGAGAGCUACUAAACACAAUUCGAUCGAGAGCGAGCGAGCGAGAGAGAGAGAGAGAGAGAGAGAGAGAGAGAGCAGGGCUGAAGAAGUUGGAGGAAUCGCUGCCAGUGGAAAGCGGCAGCAGCAGAAGCAAGAACCAGCAAGAAAGGGGAGAGAGAAAGCCGAAGGACUUUUCCUCGGAUUGCAUCCUUCGCUUUUGAGGGAAGGAGAAGGACCCUCUCUGUCCUCGCGGGGGGCGGCAGGAGGAGCAGAUGUUCCCGCCUGGCCUGAUCCACCACCGCCCUGACGCUACCGCUCCCGGCGAUGGGCCACCGCGCUCCGGCCCCGGUGGGCCGAGCCUUGUACUGACGGCGGACCCCAAGCCCAGGCUACGGUGGACGGCCGACCUCCACGAGCGUUUCGUCGACGCCGUGGCCCAGCUCGGCGGACCCGAGAAAGCAACACCAAAAACUAUCUUAAGGACGAUGGGUGUCAAGGGUCUUACUCUUUUCCACUUGAAGAGUCAUCUUCAGAAAUAUAGGUUAGGUAAACAAUCUGAUAAAGAGGGGUCAGAGCAAUCUAAAGAUGCUUCCUAUCUUCUAGAUGCUCAAAGUGGAAUGAGUGUGUCCCCUAGAGUUGCUGCCCAGGAUAUGAAAGAAAGCCAAGAAGUUAAAGAAGCACUGAGAGCGCAGAUGGAAGUGCAACGAAGGCUGCAUGAACAAGUGGAGGUCCAAAAGCGCGUGCAGAUCAGAAUGGAAGCACUUGAGAAGUACAUCGACAGUAUCCUAGAGAGCGCAUGCAAGAUGGUUACUGAACAAUUUGCUUCGAGUGGCUUCAGUAUCUCCAACCCUGAUCUCCCGGAGAUAUCCCCUGGAGGGGUCAUGUGUGGCUCCACGGACACGUUGGGCUCGUCGGUGUUGAACCAGCUUUCUGUGAGCUCCAUCGACUCGCACAGUCCAGGAGGCAAACCUUCUCCAUCAGGCAUGGAAGGUCCGACACUGCUCCAGAAGUCGCCUGAGCUCAAGCGGAGGUCCUCUUGAACUGUGACAGCGAAUUCUGAGGUUGGCGGUGAUGGCUGUCUCUGUGGAGUGUCUGAAUAUGGUGGUGACAAUGGAAAUGGUGGCCCAGUCUUGUGGUAGCUGACUUUCUCUCCAGGUAGCAGGACGUGCUGUGUUUGUUGAUCAAUCCAAGUAUCAAACGGACCUACUAUGUUCAUGUGAACUUCCUCAAGUGCUAGUUAAAAAGUUUUCAUGCUUCUGUCAUGAGAUUAUGAUCCUAGUAGCAUCCUUAGCACACUUGAAACGUUGACUCGUGUCCUAGUGUCGUUUGUGUUAGUCCAUAUGUGAACAAUGAUUCAUGUUGGAACAUGCUAGCUAACACCAGAUGAUUCAAGCUUCGUAUUUUUGUCUCAA